Molecule: messenger RNA, 1454 nt
Organism: Drosophila melanogaster (fruit fly)
Lineage: Eukaryota; Metazoa; Arthropoda; Insecta; Diptera; Drosophilidae
Exons: 3
Coding region: 51-1256 (401 amino acids)
Source: RefSeq, marked reviewed
ACAGUAUUUGUUUUUGGUAAUCUCGUUUUGAACAAAAAUUUCGAUGUGAGAUGGAGCAAAUAAAUGAAGAUGUUUGGAUAGAUAUACUAAAGUACCUACCAAUGAGGGAUCAGUUGUCGCUGGUCGAAGUCAACGAGAAUAUAUCGGCAUACGUGAAGUAUCAUUGGAGUCAUCUCAAAACAGUGACUCUGACCCGCGAGGAUCUGGAUUUUCUGGAUCGGAAUAACAAGCUGAUGCACGAAUGUCUGGGUGGCUGGUCGGCAACGGUGGAGCGUUUGAAUUUGCAAAGUGCCAGCAGUGAUCUGCUGAGAAAGUGGACGGAAUACGACUUUCCCCACCUCCGAUCGCUCGACUGCCACAUGGACUACAAUCUCGAGGAGGCGGACGAGGAAACCCUUCUGCUAACCGAGCUGUUCCCGCUCUUGACACGGCUGUCACUCAAUAGCAGCACAACAGGUCGUUACUUGUGGCACUGGAAGCAACUAAGGGAGUUGAAUCUCACCUGGUGUGAGUACCUGGACCCAGACCACUUCGAGGAGAUCUUUGGCAACCUACAGCUGACCAAGCUGACUAUGCUCUAUUACGGAUAUAACGUGAACCUAGGCGAAAAAGUUGUGGACAUAACGCGAUGUACCACGCUUGAAGAGCUGCACAUCGAUGACCACCAUUUGCUGGGUGAUUUCCUGCCCCGACUGAUGAAUCUGCCGCACUUCCGCCGCUUGGCCUUUUACACGCGAGACUACUAUGAGUAUUUGCUAGGUUCGGUGGCCAGGCACAAGCCGCUGAAGGUUCAAUCGCUUCUCUUCAACGACUCUUUCUGGAGCAGUGAACGGGUGGCGGGAAGUAUACUGCACAUGACCAAUCUUCGUCGGCUGGUCCUGCAGGAGGAUGACAUCGAUGCGCAGCAGCUGCACACCAUCUGCCACAAAUUGCCAAACUUGGAGGAGCUACACCUUUUGGCGAUGCGAGAAGUUCCGUCUCCCAGCCACCUGUGGAACUCUAUAGGUCACUGCCAUCUUCUUAGGAUUCUUAACCUAUCGUCUACCAAGCUGGUGGACCUCCGAAGCUCCUGCCUGACAAAAGUUCUGCUAAGUCGCAGGAUUCCACUGACCCUGCAUCUCCACAACACUGGAUUGGAUCCUAGUAAAGUUCUACGGGAUUUUGAUAGUGCCUCCUUGAAAAUCUCCUUUGAGCCGAUCCAUUUGAAUAUUUGGAGUCCGCGAUUUGUGGAAAUCGAAUUCAGUCCAGACUCGUAGUAGUCAUUUGAAAAGACUUAAAUGACAUUUCUACCUCAAUCCGUCCGGUAUACGAAUAUAUAUGUAGAUGGAGAUCCAAAUGAUAUAUCCUGAGUAAAAUGUUGUACCCUUUGCAAGGGUAUAGAGUCAAAUAGCUUAACAAAACCACAAAAUCUUUUAUCUGUCUACCUACCAAAAUCGUAUUAAAUUCAAGAAAAU